Messenger RNA from Didymodactylos carnosus, 1647 nucleotides. The record is from the annotation of a GenBank genome assembly. NCBI's taxonomy places the organism in Eukaryota, Metazoa, Rotifera, Eurotatoria, Philodinida, Philodinidae.
AUGCUACUUGAUCCAACUAUAGAAUGUCGUCGAACAAGUGAUAUGAAUAUGAGUCUAGAAAUGCCGGGUUUACACGUGACGCCUGAAGCAAGUGAUGAUGAGGCAUCAGAUCUCAAUACGUCGAACACAUUGCAUCUUAUGGUAGAAGCUGUUAAUAUAAUUCACAGUGAAAAAGAAAUGAUGAGUCCACCAAAUAAUGAUUCCAAUAGUAUUGGUCAUUCAUACAAUGCACCUUAUCUUAAUGUUUAUAAUGCCAAUUUUCAUUGGAAUGAAGAGGGACAACCUUAUUCUGCAACUGAAGAACAAACUGUAUGUAGUCCGUACAAUUUAUUAGAACCUGAUGAGUGGAAACUAUACCCGUACAUCAGCAAUAGUACAAUAAUGAAUGACGAAUACUUCGUAAUCGAGGAUAAUUUAACAUCAUUGCCGACAGAACAUCGAUCUCUAAUUGAUUUACUCCUUCAGCGCCCUUCAGUAGGAGAUAAAAUAAUGUCAGAAGUUCCCAAACAACCGGUAAUAUUACGUGUCACAGAUACGGAUUUCGAUAAAUUCAAGCAACAACUUGCUGAAUCUAAAAAUAAACACAAUAUUAAACAAUCGUCUUCACCUGGUUCAAGUUCGUAUCAUAAUACUCGUAAAACAGAAUGGAUUAAUAUAAUUGAAAACUACAUUAAUCAAACAAAUGAUGGUUGUGUUUUUAUGUACUCUCGACAUCAUUGGUCAACGGCCAAAACAAUCAGCAGAAAUUCAGAGAAAAAACAAUUUUUAUUGAGUGCAGAUGCCACUUGCAAAUUUAGCACUUGCAAAUGCUCGUUUCACGCAAUUCUUUAUGACGAUGCAACAUUACAUAUCAAGUACUCCGGUUAUAUCUCUCAUAGUCCUUCGGAACAUCGAGCGCGUCCUAUAAGAGGUUCGCGGAGAGAAAGCAUAGCUGAACAAUUAUCUUCCGGUUUAAAACCUGAUCAAUUACGUUUAAAACAAUUGGGUAGAUUAUCGAAUGAUAAUCGACUAUAUGGCAAUCGAAACAUAGUGGGAUCCAGUCCUCAUGUAUUUCGUAAAAUUAGAAGUGAAACUAAAUCGGCGUUGAUGUUGGAUCCAGAUCUUGGUACUAGUUUAGUUAAAAUACAAAAUGAACAACAAAAAGAAAUCCGUCCAGAACAACCACUUCCAGGCUAUCUACAAGACAUAUCAAUUCUUCCACUUAGAUUGGUCUGUUUUACAUAUGGAGGUUUGAAGCUUUGGGAAACGGUUGCAAGUACCGUUCCUGUUUCCUGGGACGCUACGGGUGGAGUGGUGAUGAACAGAGGAAAGAAAGUAUUUUAUUAUGAACUGACGAUUAGUAGUAUUAGUGCAUCUGGUGUGAGUAAGAAAAGUCGCUCUGGUCCGUCAUUUCCAGUGACAUCAAUGCUAUCUACAUCACAUACAACAAUGGAUUUAGUUCAUUGGAUUAAUACAUUUGAAGCUGCAUGGUACAAAAUACACGGGUACGGAAAAACUUUCCCAAAGCCACCAGUUAUUCAUUGUGAUGGGGCUUAUGUAUUCCAAUUAGCCGCUAUACGAAUUUUUACUAAAGAUGAAAAUAUGGCAGAAUACUUGCAACGAUGUUGGCGUAUUGUCAAUUCAACAGCCAACACAAAUGAUCUUUAA